UUGGUUCGUUUUGUUUCGUUUUUAUCAUUAUUUAUAAUUUAUCAUUAUAUUUAUCCAAUAUUAAAGAUUUCUAAUCAGAAAGUUUUUUAAGUGCCUAAUAAACAUUGGAUUUUAGUGUUAAAUUGCGUUUGGCAUGAUUCCCUCAAGUCCAAAAACUGCCUUGAUGCCCGUUCGCAGAUGUGAUUUAAACUUAUCAGAUGAAGAUGAAGAGGAAGAUGAUUCCGGCGAUGCAGCAGAUUCGAAAAAAGUUAUAGAGCAAUUAAAAUCAAAAUACACACAAGGAUAUUUUGUUAAUAAAAGUGGUAGAUUUACACCUAAAGUUGAAAAUCGUGUAUCAAAAUUUGAUAUAAGUGAAAUUGAUAGAAAAAUCACUGAUAGCUGUACAAAAGAAUUCAUUGAGAGUUCUAUAAAUAGAACUAAUGAAUUUAGUACACCAAGUGUUAAGAGUAGUAUUAUCAAGACUAAUGGUAAAAACGAUGUAAAUAAAGAAAAUGAAGUUUUGAGUGCUUCAUAUCUUAAAAAAAAUAGAUUAGACGAAGGCGUGAAAGAUGUUAAAAAGCUAUUAUUUUCUCCCCCACAAGUAGUUUAUUCAAGUAAAAAAAUAAUUCCACGAAAUGAAAAACGCUUUAAAUCUAUUAAAGAAAAUGAUGGGUUUAUACAGUCUUUGCUAUUCAAGGAUGCAGCACAUAAUAAAAGUAGUAGUGAUAAUGGAGUAACCGGAAUAUAUCAAUUGAACAAUGAAGAUCCUAUAUCAUCAAAAUGUAAUCUCAAACCAAUAUUAGAAAAAGAAGUUGAAAAAGUUUGUGAAGAGUUUAAUAAUAUAAAUUUUAAAAUUCCUGAAGUUGUAAGCAAUAAUACUGAUAAGUCCUUAUGCACAAAUAUCAAUUGUAAUGUUGAAAAUGUAAAUGGUGAGCUUAGUAAAAUUACAUUUGAUAAUAUUACUUACACUAUUGGUAAAAAAUUGGGUAGUGGUGGUUCAUGUGUGGUCCAUUUAGCUACCCAAGAAACAACUUUAAACAAAAUGGCUAUAAAAGUAGUAAAACUAAAUGGUGAUCAACAAUUAGUACAAGGGUUUCUCAAUGAAGUUAAACUAUUAUCUAGAUUACAAAACAGUGAUGUAGUAAUAAAGAUGUUUCAUUAUGCUCAUGUCACUAAAGAAAAUAUGUUAUAUGUAGUAAUGGAGUGUGGAGAGACAGAUUUUAGCACUAUUAUCAAAACAUCAACUGUUGCAAACAAGUAUCCUAUAUUUUCUAUUGUAUUGUUAGUCAAAUACUGGCUGCAAAUGCUGGAAGCUGUAAAUUUUAUACACAAAAAUGGUGUUAUACACUCCGAUUUAAAACCAGCAAAUUUUUUAAAAGUUGGAAAUCGCCUAAAAUUAAUAGAUUUUGGUAUUGCAUCUACUAUCGGAUCUGAUUGUACCAGUAUUAUUAAGCAUGUACAAACUGGUACUUUUAAUUACAUGAGUCCUGAAGCACUCCAUGAUUCAUCUUCUGUUGAUAUGCAGAAUUCUGGAAAAAUGCCCAAUAUUAAGAUUUCGUAUAAAUCUGAUGUAUGGUCAUUGGGAUGCAUACUGUAUCUUUUACUUUAUGGUAAAACACCAUUUGGCCACAUUACGAGGCCAAUGAUGAAAAUGGCAGCAAUAAUAGAUCCUGAUUGUAAAAUAGAUUUUAAAGAAUUAGACUUAUACCCUUCAAUUCUCGUAAAAACAGCAAAAAGAUGUCUUAUUCAUAAUCCAUAUGAUCGCCCCACAGUAGCUGAAUUAUUGGAACUUCCUAGAGAACCAUUUGAAUAUCCAAAAAAUGGUGAAUAAUCACAUUAAAUGAUAAUAAUGUAGAUAUACUUUAUUUUAAUUUUAAAUCAUAAAUAAUAUUGUUUUUAACAAUUAUACGAAG
Molecule: messenger RNA, 1892 nt
Organism: Ctenocephalides felis (cat flea)
Lineage: Eukaryota; Metazoa; Arthropoda; Insecta; Siphonaptera; Pulicidae
Product: dual specificity protein kinase TTK-like
Exons: 6
Coding region: 134-1810 (558 amino acids)
Biological process (GO): mitotic spindle assembly checkpoint signaling; meiotic spindle assembly checkpoint signaling; protein localization to kinetochore
Cellular component (GO): kinetochore; nucleus; spindle
Molecular function (GO): ATP binding; protein serine/threonine/tyrosine kinase activity; protein serine/threonine kinase activity
Source: RefSeq, a predicted model, not a curated record